CCCACCGGUGUCGAAAGUGCCAUCUUUGAAACUGGCCGAGGGGGGCGGGAGCAGCUUUCCCCACCGGCGCUCCGGCGCCAUCUUUGAAAAGGGCAGGCCCUGCUGAGGAGAAAAACAAGAGGGCCGAGAAGCACGAGGGGUGACCGAUCUUGAACUAGUUCCAGCAUGGCAGAGUAUGGGAUCUCUCUCGGUGAACAAGUGGCUGUGGUUUGCGAUAGUUACGCCUCUCCCAAGGCACUUCAGGCAUUUGUCGAGGAUGUUCAAGCAAUUAUUGGAGCUGAAAAUCAAGUUUCGGUAGAAAACAUCAAUCAGCUGCUUUACUGUAGCGAUGACAAACUUAAGACAGUAAACAAACUACAAACAAUUGCAACACUCUCUGGUUUGGUUGACGUAAAAGAGCUGCAGAAGGAUACUUUAACCUCAGAACAAAUUCAAGCUGUCCAGAAGCAUCUGGAUCUACAGUGCAAUGAAAUUCUAGCAGUUCAGUUAGAAGGCAAAAAGCCCAAUUUUGAGGUUGGAUCUUCAAGUCAACUCAAGCUUUCUACCGUUAAGAAACCAACAACUGAAAAACCACGGGUGGAUCCCACAGCUGCAAAACUCUGGACUCUUUCUGCCAACGACAUGGAUGACGAUGAUGUGGAUCUCCUGGAUUCAGAUGAGCUUCUGGAUCCUGAGGACUUGAAAAAGCCAGAUCCAGCAUCUCUCAAAGCACCUUCCUGUAAGGAAUCUGGAAAGAGGAAAGCCUGUAAAAAUUGCACCUGCGGCCUUGCUGAAGAACUCGAGCAGGAGAAGAAAGGCGCACAGCCAAAAUCUGCGUGUGGCAACUGCUACCUAGGGGAUGCCUUCCGCUGCGCCAGCUGCCCUUACCGAGGCAUGCCAGCCUUUAAGCCUGGCGAGAAAAUCCUCCUGAACGAAAACAACCUUCAGGAUUCCUGAAAGAGGAGCAGCAACUCACAGCUUCCUUGGUGGUGCUUCAUGGUUUGGACACACCCGGCAGUUUCUCUAGUAAAGAGGGAGGAAGUCUGGACGGGGGAGCGGGGGGGAGAAAUAGGUGGACCAAGGCAGAUUGUGUUCCAGACUCCCUUCCCAGUUGGGAUCCCUUUCAAGGCUCUUUGACUGACAUUCUUUUUGAAAGGUUUGCAUCUAAAUUUUGGCUGUUAUCACAUACCCUGCAGAUAAAAAGAUCUUGCUGGCAAUUGGCAUCAGCCUUGGAGCCACUCAGAAUUUGAAAGGGCAACCUUGUCCUUUCCAUUUACUUUGCCUNG
Messenger RNA from Thamnophis sirtalis, 1265 nucleotides. NCBI's taxonomy places the organism in Eukaryota, Metazoa, Chordata, Lepidosauria, Squamata, Natricidae. The record is from RefSeq and is a predicted model, not a curated record.